AUGAAAUGGUCCAUCGCAGUUCUUGCAUUCGCACUGUUUCCGUUGCCCUCGCUGGCCCAAGAGCGAAGCGAGGCCUGGAUGAACAACUGGCCGCAAUGGCGCGGGCCCGAGGCCACCGGGUUCGCCCCCAAUGCCGACCCACCGAUUGAAUGGAGCCAGGACGAAAACAUCAAAUGGAAGAUCGAAGUACCCGGCGACGGCGAUGCCACACCAAUUGUUUGGGGCGACCGCAUCUUCAUCCUCACGGCCAUCGAGACCGACCGCGAAGAAGAGGCUCCGCCGGAGGAAGAAGCCGCGGCCCCCGGCGGUAAUCCUUUCCGCGUCGAGCGGCCCACGCAUUAUCACAAGUUCGUCGUGAUGUGCUUCAACCGCGAGACGGGCGAGUUGAUGUGGGAGAAGCUGGCCGCCGAGUUGGUACCUCACGAAGGCCAUCACCGCGAUCACGGGUUCGCCUCGGCCUCGCCGGUGACCGAUGGUGAAUAUGUGUACGCAUCGUUCGGCUCGCGGGGCAUCUACUGCUACACGGUCGAUGGCGAGUUGGUUUGGGAACGCGACCUGGGCGACAUGUCCGUGUUCCGCUUCUUUGGCGAGGCCACCUCUCCGGUGCUUUAUGACAAUACGCUCAUCGUGAAUUGGGACCACGAAGGCGAAUCGUUCCUGUACGCACUCGACGCCCGCACGGGCGAGACGAAAUGGGAAGUUGCCCGCGAGGAACACACCAGUUGGGCGACGCCGCUCGUUGUUGAGCACGACGGUACCACGCAGAUCGUCGUCAACGGUAUGGGCAAGGCCCGAGGGUACGACUUCAACACCGGCGAAGGGCUAUGGGAGUGUGGCGGUCAGGUGAUGGCCGUAAUCCCCUGCCCCGUCGCUCACAACGGCGUGGUGUACUGCAUGAGCGGUUACCCUGGCAGUGCGAUGUACGCCAUUCCGUUGGGUUCCAAGGGCGAUAUCAGCGACAGUGAUGAGAUUGCCUGGUCGCGGGAUCGCGAUGCCCCCUACUGCCCCUCUCCGCUGCUAUACAAAGACCGCUUGUACUUCAAUAAAACCAACGGCGGUAUUCUCACGGUGUUAGAUGCCGCGACCGGCGAUCCGAUCAUCGAGACUGUUCGCAUGCCGGGCAUCCGAGGGCUGUACGCUUCGCCGGUUGCCGCACAGGGCCGGAUUUACUUCACUAGCCGCGACGGUACCACACUGGUUAUCGACGAUGGGCCCGAGCUGAACGUGCUGGCGACCAACGAACUGGACGAGCCAGUCAAUGCCUCGCCGGCCCUGGUGGGGAAAGAACUGUUCCUUCGCAGGGAUAGUCCAUUGUUUCGACGCAGCGUUUUCUUCACGUUGAUCUUCAUCGUCGCCGUCAGUCUGCUUCCUCGCCUGGCCUCGGCAGCGCCAGAUUGGCUGAACACCGAUGUGCCGGCCGAGGAUGCGAUUUGUUUUGUGCUCUACACCGUGCAAGACAACACACUGAAGAUGACGGCCCAGCUUUACCCCUUGGCCGACGAUGUGGGCCGUGGCGUGCAGUUGGAAGUCGAACGCGAUGGUGCGUGGAAGAAGAUUGCCGAGACCCGCGUCAGUGAGGAACCCUAUGGCUGGCCGCAGGAAGAUGUCAAACGGUGGACCGCUCACUUUCGCGUCGAGUCGUGGGAUAGCACGAAAAACUAUCGUUAUCGCGUCGUGGCGGCCGACGGUGCGGCCACGCUGAUUGGCACGGUGCGGAAAGACCCGGUCGACAAGCGCGAGAUUGUCGUGGCGGCGUUCACCGGCAACUCCAACCGCGAUCGUCGUCUGAAGCCCGAUAUCAUCAAGAACAUCCAGGCCCAAGACCCCGACCUGUUGUUCUUCUCUGGGGAUCAAUCGUACGACCAUAAACUGCACUACCAGGCAUGGCUGUUGUUCGGCCGCGAGUUUGGCGAGAUCACCAAAGACCGCCCGACGGUGACGAUCCCUGACGAUCACGACAUCGGGCAAGGCAAUGUGUGGGGCGAUGCCGGCAGUAAAGCCUCGAGUCCCGCGGGCGACGACGGUGGAUACUUCUACUCCCCGCAAUACGUCAACUCGGUGCAAGACGCCCAGACCUGGCAUUUGCCCGACGCUUACGACCCCACGCCCGUGCAACGUGGCAUCGGGGUUUACUACACGGCUUUAAAGAUUGGGCGAGUUGGCUUUGCCAUUAUCGAAGACCGAAAAUUCAAGACCGGCCCCAACGGUCUAGUGCCGGAGAUCGGCCCCCGGCCCGACCACGUGACCGACGAGUCGUUCGACCGCAAGUCGUUCGAUGUGCCAGAAGCCCGGCUGCUGGGGCAGCGUCAGCUCGACUUCCUUCACGCCUGGGGGCAAGACUGGACCGGCGUCGACAUGAAGGUCGUGCUCUCGCAAACCGUGUUCGCCAAUGCCGCCCAUCGUCAUGGGAAGUACGACUACCGGCUUAUCGCCGACCUCGACAGUAACGGCUGGCCUCAGUCGGGCCGCGAUCGCGCGUUGGAAGAGAUCCGCCGCUGCUAUGGGUUCAUGAUCGGCGGCGAUCAACACCUGGCCACCGUGAUUCAUCACGGCGUGAACGAGUGGCGCGACUCUGGCGUUUCGUUCUGCGUGCCGUCCAUCGUCAACUUCUACAACCGCUGGUGGGAUCCGAAGGAACCGGCCCAGCGCCCGAUUGAAGGAGCCCAGGAACACUUGGGCGACUACCUCGACGGCUUUCAUAACAAAGUCACCAUGCUGGCCUAUGCCAACCCCGACGAAACUCGCGUGAAUAAGUAUGGUGGUGAGUGGGGCGGACGUGCGGCCGGCUAUGGGCUGAUUCGCUUCGACCUGGACACCCGCGAUAUCACGAUGGAGUGCUGGCCCCGCGGAGUGGAUAUUACCGUCGACGAGGGCGAGCAAUACACCGGCUGGCCCAUCACUAUCAAUCAGCUCGAUAACUACGGCCGCGAAGCCUCCGCCUGGUUGCCGACAAUCGAAGUGAAGGGGAUGAAGGAUCCCGUGGUGCAGGUGAUCGACGAGGGGCACGACGAAGUGGUCUACACCCUACGCAUCAAUGGCGACACUUUUCAACCGAAGGUGUUUCGCGAGACCGACUAUACAAUCGUCGUCGGAGAAGCCCCCGAUCGCCUGAAGACCUUCGAGCAUGUGAAGGCUACCAAAGAGAAAAGCGAUGAGGUGAUCGAAGUUGAGUUGCCCUAA
This is a messenger RNA of Cladocopium goreaui, 3180 nucleotides long. Lineage: Eukaryota; Dinophyceae; Suessiales; Symbiodiniaceae. The record is from the annotation of a GenBank genome assembly.